AUGCGUGCCUCAUCAGUCCUCGUCCUGGCAGCGUCCGGCAUGGUCGCUGCCCAAGGUGGCAUCGUCUCCAGCAUCGAAUCAGCUGGCGGCUCCGCCCUCUCCACCGCCACAGGUGGCCUCGUCUCCUCCCUAACAUCUCAAGCUGGCUCCGCUGUCGGCAUUGGUGGCUCUUCGACUGGCAGCAGCGGCAGCGCGACGUCCACUGGCAGCAGCGGCUCCAUGACCGGCAGCUCCUCCUCCACUGGCUCCAUGACUGGUACUUCCUCCAUGACCGGCAGCAAUAGCGCGUCCAGGACUGGUUCCAGCAGCUCCGGAUCAGGUGCUGGCGGUAUCGUUGGCUCUGCCACUAGCGCAGCUGGUAAUUACCCAUAUCAAAGAAUAGGACAAGACAGGAGGGCUGACGUUACAAUAGGCGGCGCGGCAUCAUCUGCUGGUGCUGCGGGUUCGAGCGCAGUGGCUGGCAGCGGCGCUGUGCAAACUGCCGUUCCUGGUAUCCUCGGCGCGGCUGGUCUCGCUCUUGCGGCUAUGUUGUAA
This is a messenger RNA of Recurvomyces mirabilis, 534 nucleotides long. RefSeq lists its product as uncharacterized. Bases 1 to 534 code for a protein of 177 amino acids. The transcript has 3 exons. The record is from RefSeq and is a predicted model, not a curated record. Lineage: Eukaryota; Fungi; Ascomycota; Dothideomycetes; Mycosphaerellales; Teratosphaeriaceae.